AAUGCAUGCAUGCUCAAUGAAAAAGUGUUAACUGUCUUUUGACACUCAGGAAGUUCAUGAUAAAUACGUAAUUUGCACAAAAUGUUUCAAAACAUUUGCCAUCCAACAGGGACUGUGGCUAUAUCACUGACCUCAAGAAAACCUAUGGACAAAAUCUGCUAAAGAAGUACCAGCAUCUAUGUCAAAAGUUAGUCAUUAUUUUAAGAAGACUGUGCUGGAAGACGGGUAUUUAACAUAAGCAGAUACAAAAGGUGCAGUUACAAGUCACUGUGAAGCAGUGAUGGCUCCUUAUUUAGAUCAGACAUCUGCUCUUCCAAAUGCACUUUUUUCCACUUGCAAUAAUGGUUCCCAGGGAAGGGCUGCGGGUACUGAUGGGACUGACGGUGGAUGGAAAAACCCAGGCUUUCUGUGUGCCACACAGCGAUGUUCAGUAACGUCAAAAAUGAAGCCUUUUCCUAUAAAAGGGAUCAACCCAGAUAUGGGGUUUCAUCAUGUUCACCAGACUGAUUUUGGACUCCUGGGCUCAAUCAGCCCACCCUUCUCGGCCUCCCAAAGUGCUGGGGUUAUAGGUGAGAGCCCCCGCGCCCGGCCCGGGAGGCUGCUCUUCACUCUCCGAUUGGUUUCCCCUCCAAGCUGGGAUUUGAACUCAUCUUAUCUCCAGGGUUAGGGUUGGAGACGGAGUUGUAAGGACAGAAAGGGAAGAGGAAUACACAAAUUUUUUGCUGACGGACUUGGCCCCAUCUUUGCAGGCUAACUGAAACUCCCAAGGCCUUGAGAUUUUUGAAAACUGCCAUAUUUCCUCUAGUUGAAGACUCACUUUAUAUUUUUUCACAUGUUAACAUUUAUGAAAUUGGGAUGUGUAAUGUAUGCCCUGUCAAAAAAAUUUUCCAGCAGCUGUGCAGAGGAGUGACAUGCCAACGUGGCCUGCCUCGCCUGUGGCCACACCACCUUAGCCAGCUGCGUGGAAGUAUCUGCUCAUCCAUUUUGUCACUCUGUUUUGUUAUUUUCAUUGGUAGGCACAGCACACUGUUAACUUAGAUUCAUGUUCCUAAUUGCCACUGAAAGCGUCUUUCACAAGAUAACUCUGCUUUACUGUAUUGGAGCAAAAGUCAUCAUGCGUGCAAAAGAUUGCCUGGCAUAUGCCAGGCAAAAGAUUGCCCCACUGCACAGAGUAAAUGGUACAAUUUUCAAAGCGAGGGGAAAUUGGCAUGACUACUUCAUGCAUCAUUAAAAAAAAAAAAAACUAUUAUUCGGGCUCCAAAAUCUUUAAAAGCU
Messenger RNA from Rhinopithecus roxellana (golden snub-nosed monkey), 1275 nucleotides. RefSeq names its product protein GVQW1-like. The record is from RefSeq and is a predicted model, not a curated record. The transcript has 3 exons. NCBI's taxonomy places the organism in Eukaryota, Metazoa, Chordata, Mammalia, Primates, Cercopithecidae. The coding region runs from base 281 to 667 and encodes 128 amino acids.